Messenger RNA from Funneliformis geosporum, 873 nucleotides. Lineage: Eukaryota; Fungi; Glomeromycota; Glomeromycetes; Glomerales; Glomeraceae. The record is from the annotation of a GenBank genome assembly.
AUGCGAAUAGAAUUAAUAGAAGAAAAAGAACAAAGAAAACAAGAUCAACUAAAUAUGUUUGAACAAAUAGAAAUCAACAUGUUAGAAAGGGAUAAUAGAUUUAAUAGAACUAACAACAAUAAUGAAAGAACUUAUAAUGAUAGACCAAAUAAUUAUAAACCAUUUAACAAUAGAUCAUAUUAUAAUGGGAUAUAUAAUAAUAGACAAUAUAGUAAUAGUUGGAAUAAUCAAAUCACAUAUUACAAAUGCAAUAGGACAGGACAUAUCGCUAGAGAUUAUAAAAUGAACUUAAAAAGAAAAUGUGAUAGAUGUGGAAGAAUAAGACAUACAAGAGAAUACUGUAAUAGUGCUAUUGAAAGAAUUAAUAAUUUACAAGUAGAAUCAGAUGAUGAUGAAAAAAUUUAUGUAACUUAUGUAACUACUAAAUUAGGAAAAACAUAUAAUAAUGUAAAAAGGAAUAAUCAUUCAUUUAUGCCAAGACAAACACUUACACCAAUGAAAAUUAAUAGAGAAGAAAUUAGAGUAAAGAAAACUAAAAGAAAAUCAGAAAUAGAUAAAACAGACGACUAUAAUUUAUUAAAAAACCUUAGGAAUACAAAAGCAAAUAUUACAUAUGCACAAUUAUUAAAAAUGAGUAAUGGGAUAAGUCAAGAUUUGAAGAAAGCAAUGAAAAAACCACAUUUACAAGAAUUAAAAAAUGUUGAAAAAGUAAACAAAAGAUUCAAAAAGAAAUACACAGAGAAUGAUGAACUUUUAAAUUUAGAAGAAGUAUAUGAAUUAAAUAAGAAUUAUGAGAUGUAUAAAGAAAUAUUAACAGAAGUAAUAUGUAAUUUAGAAGAACAAGAAUCAGAAUAUGAAUCGGAUGAUAAUUGA